This is a messenger RNA of Mizuhopecten yessoensis (Yesso scallop), 2702 nucleotides long. Its product is annotated as carbohydrate sulfotransferase 15-like. The record is from RefSeq and is a predicted model, not a curated record. Gene Ontology annotation, biological process: hexose biosynthetic process. Lineage: Eukaryota; Metazoa; Mollusca; Bivalvia; Pectinida; Pectinidae. The coding region runs from base 1167 to 2474 and encodes 435 amino acids. Gene Ontology annotation, molecular function: N-acetylgalactosamine 4-sulfate 6-O-sulfotransferase activity. The transcript is spliced from 7 exons.
UAGCGGCCACGUCUCCGGGGACUUCUAGAGCGGUGUGGACUGUUAGUCCGCUCCUACUCCUUAUCUCCGCCUAUAAAUAAUGCAAAAAGGUUUAAAAGGUAUCUGUGCAUAUUGAAUGACUGGGACGUAUUUCAUGAAGAACUUUAGUUUGGUACAAAGAAGUCAACAAGAGGAACAAACAAUUAUUAUGAUAAUUUAGACAAUGGAUUUUAGACACACAUCAUCCGCGUGGGUCUCCGGAGAUCGGUUGUUUCUGUGGACAGAUCACAACUUUGGAUGCCUGGUAAUCUAACGCGUCAUAUGUAUUGUCUACGUACCUGUACGCUAUAUACAGAGAUUACCUAUACUAUAGUCGCUAUCCAGGGAUUUAUCACCAGACGGACGUUACGUCGGAGGGUGGCUGCUAAUGUGUGUUGACAUUUACAAGAAAGACAACACUUCACGACGUAUAGUGAUGUUUUAGAGAUACCUGUUUAGACGUUUGUGUGACAAAGAGAUCUGUAAAGAUAUCCUUGUUUCUAUCAUAUAUAGUUGACGAUCAUUUAUGAAACGCUUUGUUUGUCAAAAUACCUAGCCAGUAGAUAUUUUAUAUAUUUAACAAGUACAAUUUCAUUAUGUAAAUAUUCAAUUAUACCAAUAAUAUAAUUUCACAAAUUGACUAUAAUACAGUGCUUACAUGAUGCCGUAUGGAAACUUUUAGGUGUAAAACAUGAAAAUUCAGGAUCCUCAAUGUUUUCAUAAGAAACAAAUUUCUAGUCACCUUGGUAAGCGGUCACACAAUAGAUUACGAUCUUAUUGUAUAGUGCCUCGUGUAACAUUUCCUGAUUAUGAAAUAUAACUUCUCACGAACCAUUUCGAGGAAAUAUUGAUAUAGAAAGAAGAGCUCAAACACCUCCCGGGGGCUACUGGGUAUAGCGCGAGGGUUAUUUACCUGAACCAUUCAGACUGUCUGAUAUAUGUCGGUAAUUCCUGGAGCGACCAAUCAUAUUUCAAGAAUAUAGUACGGGAGGCUAUAUACUGUAAACGUCGUAAAUACGGACACUGUUCUUUUCGAAAUGUUUAUAAAACGAUGAUACUAUGUUGUGGGAUGUUUUCCUAUCCAAGGACAGUCGGCAGUAUUGGUAAACCUACGUUUUGAUUAUAUCAGACUAUAAAACUGCCUAAGAAUGCUGAAGUAUUGGUGUAGCUCAUUGUGGUCUUUAUUAUCCCUGCUCAGUAAGGGUCGAACGUGGAUAGCCUUCACCUUGCUGUGUGCGGCCCUCUUAACGUUUCACGAGCUCACGCGCGUUAGUGACGUAACAGACUAUAACCACCCCGGGACUUGGAUCCCUUUUACGGAUAGCAAUUUCCGAGCUGAAAGCCAAGGGUAUCCCAGUGUAAAGGAAUGCAGGGAAAACUUCGAACAAAGGAAUAAGAGCCGCCAGUGGUUUUGGUCUCCGUCCUACAAAAAUCCAUGUUGGCGUGGGGAAAAGGGAUUGCUAGGUUGUGUCCCUUACUUCUUCGUGCUGGGGUUCCCAAAAUGUGGCACCACCGAUCUCUUCAACAGGAUCAAACUACAUCCGGGUUACGUACCUCCAUUGUUCAAAGAAAUCCAUUGGAUAACGAGGUAUCGUUUCUUCCCGCUAGGGAGAAAUGCGAAGGGGAAGCGGAUAAUUCAGCACGUGCGUGAUCUACAUAAGGGAUUCCGGAUGUACCUCAGAGUGUUUUCUCCUUUGACGGAAAUCUUAAAAUGGUGCUACGAUCCAUAUAACUCUAACACCACCACCACCACCACUGUCGUCACUUCCGGUGCAAGUCCAUAUAUGUCCUGUGAAGACAGAAUUACAGGAGAUUUCAGCCCGUCCACGAUCUGGGACUCGGACCUGUACACACAGCUCCCAGAGAACAAGGACAGGAUGGUACCCGUCCACACCCCCGGUGACUUCGUCCACGACAUGAACCCUUGCGCCAAACUCAUCAUCAUGCUAAGAAAUCCAGUCAACAGACUUUACUCAGAUUACCUCCAUUUCUAUAAACACAAGUCACCCCAACAAUUUCACGAAAUUGUGACAAGCACCAUUGAUCUCUACAAACGUUGUUUCCGGAAAUGGGGAAUCAGGCCAUGUGUACACCAGUACUACCUAGAGGUGACAGGGAAGGCUCGUCUUCGUUUGGGAAUUUACUACAUAUAUAUUUCUGAUUGGUUGGAAAAAUUUCCACGUGAUCAGUUCCUUUUCAUUCGAUUGGAAGAUUAUGCUGUAGACACAAAGCACCACUUACAGAAUAUCUUCAAAUAUCUGGACUUACCUCCUAUAUCUGAUGGCCUUCUUAAUGAGAUGUCAUCGGCAGCACCAACAAACACACGUCAAGACCGGAAGGAGGAUAGUGACGCGCCCCCUAUGUUACCGGAAACCAGACUAACACUGGAUCAAUUCUAUGCACCGUUCAAUAAAAAACUAGCAAUGCUUUUAAAUGAUAAACGUUAUGAGUGGUAACUUAUAAAGUGGAACAAUAUUGACUUAAGGUAGCAGAAAUUGGAGUGGCUUUUAUAUCAAUAAAUACAUAUACCGCACAAUAUCAAAUGUGGUGCCCAUUUAAGGAAGUAAAAAGCUACUAGACUUGUCCUUCAGACAUUAUGACGUAACAAUCUAUUUGAUCCCAUUGGUUGGAGCAUAUGUAGCCUUGUGUUAUACUAACCUUUUAUGAUAUUUCUUUUAAUAAAA